UGUCUCCUGCAGACUUAUGCAAUGUAUGCAUGUGUGACUUUAUGUAAUUAUUCACUUCUGUCAGUGCAUUGUGUGUUAGUGUGAGCGAGUUGCUUAGGUAAUGAGGGAUUGAUGGGGUGAGAGAAGUUGUAUCUGUGUGUAUGGAUUUUAAGGUGUAUGUAUGUAUUUUUGUUCUGAUUUAAGCAGCUACUGUAAGUGUAUCUGCAGGAAGGGUGUGUGGGGAAGUCCAAACAUCUCACGCCCAUCCUGUUUGGGACAGUCCAUGUCCUGCUCUGCCCUUAGACCCGUACACAGGAACAAAUGUGUGUACACUAAUUUUUUUAUUCUGUGUUGUACUUGACAGGAGACUGUUGGAGGAGGUCAGGCAGAUUGCCACAAUCAGAAUGCACCCUCUUUAAUUCAAGGAAGUGAAGCAUGGCAUAGACACAUCAACAAGUAUGGAAUCCCCACCAGAGAUUAUGCUGGCUCUUUCAUGUGAGCCUCCAUUGUCUCCUUCCUCUAUGCCGUCUCUGGACCACAGUCCCCAAUUCCUACCCCAAAGUCCUCAAUCUACUCCUUUUAGCCCUCAAACUGAACUCUAUGCUCCAGUAUCACCAUGCCCCCUUCCAGAGGCCAGCCUCCAAGAUGAGGAGGAGGAUGAGGAGCUGUCAACGCCCCCAUCACCCACCCCAGCGGUGGCGCUGUUUCCUAGUGAAUUGGAGCUUGGCAGUCCUUCAUCAGACACCAGUCCUUCAGCAACACCAUUAGCACCUUUUCCGGGUUUUGGAGUUCUGGAACAGGCAAUCUCCUCUGGUCAAAGUACCACCUGUGAUGAUGAGUUGGAUCUUCAGCUUUUUAACAAUGAUGGCAUGGCUUUCCCUGGAGGGACAAGCUCUGGGCCUGGCCUAAGGUUCCCAUGCCAUGUGUGUGGAAAGAGGUUCCGCUUCCAGAGUAUUUUGUCUCUGCAUGCUCGGGCACACAGUUUAGACAGGGAGCGUCGAGCUUCAGCUCCCUACCUGACCACACAUGCCAAACUGCAGCAGAACCAUGUGGGCGACAGUGUAAUCCAGACUCUCAACAACAGAGAGCUUGGGCUGAAACAGAGUCCAUUAUCUGGGUCAUUACAAAAGAGUAUAGAUGAAGACAUGGUUCCAGAGGAACCUCUUCAAACUGCAAGCAGCCCUCAGUUCCUUUUUGAAGAAAACACUGCCCUGACUCCACCUCUAACAGAGGAAGCACCAAUCUCAACCUCCUUCUCUCCACUCAGCCAAGCCCACUUGGAAGACAACACCCUCUCCACAGCUGCUUCUGCCUUCCGGUGUCAUGCCUGUAAGGGUAAGUUCCGUACAGCUUCAGAGUUGGCUCGUCAUGUGCGGAUCCUCCACAACCCCUACAAAUGUACAAUGUGUCCCUUCUCAGCCAGUCAGGAGGAAAGACUGGCUGCCCAUCUGCAGGAGAGCCACCCACCUGAGGAUCCUGCCACUGAAACGGUUUUCCCUUCUCCCCCUAUAACAACACCAACAGAGACUCCUCCCUCACAAAUUCCAGUUGUUCCAGCUUUCCGAUGCGAGACGUGCGGGCAGCGUUUUACUCAGUCCUGGUUUUUGAAGGGGCACAUGCGGAAGCACAAGGACUCAUUGGAUCACAAGUGCCAGGUGUGUGGUCGUGGCUUCAAGGAACCUUGGUUUCUAAAGAACCAUAUGAAGGUGCAUCUCAACAAGCUGGGCCUCAAAGCUGGAUUGGGAAAUCUGGGGCCAGCUGGAAAUGAGCAAUCGAAAGGUCCUGCAAGCACACAAGUGUUGGGGGCCCUGUAUACUAAUUUGCUCUUGGCUCGCAGUAUGACCAGUGGUGGUGGUUCAGGAAGUCGCACCGAGAGGUCAGAUGCCAGUGCAGGCUCAAGCAAAUCCUCUAUAUUGGGUUAUUUGGGCUUACCCAAAGACAACAGCAAUGGAAGUUGCAUGGAGCGCCUGCAGGCAGUGGCACAGGUUGCAGAAAUGGGUAAUGGUGGAGGACGGGGAGGUAACACAGCAGACGGAGAGGACAAGGCAGCCAUGUGGCAGCUGGUUGCUCGCAGUCUGGUAGCAGCACAGCACAACCAACAGCAGCAGCGAUCUCCUUCGCACCAUCAGCUUCCUUCCUCACGAGGCACAGUUGCUGGGGAAGCCAAACAGUUGAGGGCCUACCUAGGUGGAAUGGGUUCUAGAGAGGAGCUAGAGGGAUCUAGUCAACCUUGGGAGUGUCCAGAUUGCGGCAAGCUGUUCAGAAGCCUUCAGCAGGUGGUUGCUCAUUCCCGUGUUCAUGUCCAGAAACCACAGAAAGGUCAAAGUGCCAGAGCGGGCAUGUCCAGAGAUGAGGACAUUAUAAACAGUGUGAGUGGAGCUCAGGCAACAGGCGGAGUAGGAGGAGGACAAAGAACUAGUGAAAAUGAAGGAAGGCAGGAGGAAAAGCAAUUACCAUCAGGUGUUGGGACAGCUGGGAGCUUCCAUUCUGUCAUAUCACAUCUUUCUGGUCAGAAUGGUCUAAGGGGGUCAUCCUCUUCCACUUCAUCUUCAAGAGAGCGUGUUCGAGGAACAGGGAUAAAGGAUUGCCCCUACUGUGGUAAAGCCUUCCGGUCUUCCCAUCACCUUAAAGUGCACCUCCGUGUACACACAGGUGAGAGACCAUACAAAUGCCCACACUGUGAUUAUGCUGGCACCCAGUCUGGCUCUCUCAAGUACCACCUUCAGCGUCAUCAUCGUGAGCAAAGGAAUGCUAUGGCAACCACCACAAAUUCCCCAUCACCGAGCCUCCCCUCUCUGACUGGCUGUCCUCAUGAAGGGGUGAAAAAGCGCCGUCAUCCCUCCAUGUCUCAGUCUUCUUUUGGGAGGGUUCCUGGAGAGGCUCCUUCUUCAAGGCACAGUCAGUCAUGGGCUGCAAGCCUGCCAGAGAAGAAGGAGGGCACUGCUGCAUCUGGACAUCACAGAGAGGGAGAUGUGGAGAGUCAGUAUCUCAGUCUUUCGGGGAUGAUGGGUACACUAUUUGCCGGCGGUCUAGAACCAAGUUGGAUUGGAGAAGUGCCACCUCCAAAAAUGCCCAAAGUGUCUCGACGGAAACCCCUUACUACAAGCCGCAUGAUGUCAGCAAAUGGUUACCAGGGCGGGAUGCAGUCCAGUGGGUCCCAGGAAGGAAGCUUUGAACCUCUGGACCUUUCCCGCCGCCCUUUACAAGAUGAAGGGGGAGUGAGUAGCUCUGUCGGUGGACCAUCAGGUGUCUUUAAAGGAGGGAAUGACAUCCUCAGUCAAUGUGUCUUCUGUCCCUUCCGGACCUCUUCUGUUGAGCUUAUGGCCAUGCACCUUCAGGUUAAUCACACCAGCAAGUCUCGUCGCAAGAGAGGAGCCUCUCUCUCAUCCACCAAUCAUUCUACAAGGCUAACUUUGGCCGGUUCAGACCGCGAUUCCCUGGCUCUGUGGAAGUUCCUCGGUGCAGAGGAUGGAGUAGCAUCCCCUGAGAAUUGGGUUUUGUCAAAGGCAAGAGCUGAGAAUGGAGUUAGCCCAGAGAACCGGGACACAGAGGACAGUUUUGAACUGAACUCUGGAACUGUGGGAAGCGUCGGUGAGAAGGGACUUAAAAUGAGAGAGGAGCUGGAUGAGGAAGAUGAGGAAGUCGAUGAGGAGGAGGAUGACCUGGAAGGAAAUGGCUAUUUUGGAAGUGUACCCCAGAGUCAGAGCAGAAGGGCUAGGUCUGUUUCAUCAGACCUCGCUGCUGAGGAUCUGCCCAAGGAGGAGGAAGGCGUCUUGGGGAAAUAACAUCAGACAAGAACCCUGGAUGAGUUUGGACAUAGCAGCAGGAGACAAACAUUUGGGAAAUACAGUUGUCCAGGGUCCCUCAUAUUAUUCAAACCAAGGGCAGACCAGUCGCUAUGCUAACAUACUGUACAGUGUCAAAUAACCUGCAAAAUUAUUUAAAUCAGACAUUCCCCUUAAUAUAUUCCCCGAGCCCUCCUUGGUUAGUGAUCGAUUACCUCUACACAGACACAGAGAUAUCCAGUAUUGUAUGCUAGUCCAAGCCUGUCUCGGGGCCUUCUUGAACACUGUUCUCCUGUUCCUGUCUUCUUGUCAGUGAACGCAAUUCAUGCCAAGUUGUAUAUUAUUAACAAUUUCCUUGCUCCUGUGAAUCUUGCUUUCAUCUCAUCGAGGACCUGGAAUGUCAAUCUGGGAAGCCGGAAAAGCAAAAAAGAGACACUGCUCUUAAUCGCUACGAUAUACAGUAUUAAUGCUGCGAGAGACGGACAUCCUACUUCCACGUGAACUUGAUCUGACUGCACGUCUUCAGCAACAUAAGGAGUGGGCACACUUCUUACCAUGCACCUGCCAGACUCUGAACAGAAUGCUGUGAUAACUGAACGGUACUUGUGAAUCACCUCUAACAGAACAGGACAGAGUAAAGAGUAUAUUACCAGAUAUCCACACACUGCCAGUCUGCUCAGACGGGUCUUCUUCAGAUAUUAUAUCAAACAGAGAUUCUGCCUCUUCUAUAUGCUAUUUCUUUCAGUGCCUGUUGAUGUAAAAGGUUUUUUAGCUGAUUCAGUAACACAGGAAUAUAGUUACAGUGAAUAUAUACAGUAUAUAUGUGUAGUUGUGCUAGAGCGUUCUGUGACAAUAUGGUGGCAGUUUGUGUGACUAUGUCAGCUGUGAAUGAAACAAUGAAUGAGCCCAGAGCACCACAUGUGGGAACAGCUGGCCAUUUGACAAGGGCCCCAAGGAAGUGUUUACAUUACAGACACCAACAGGAUUUCCGUGUGGAAUCCAGACCACUGUUACUUUGGAAAUAUUUCAAAUUUCAGGGUUCAAAAUUUAUCACAAUCUAGAAAAUGGAGGCUCUGCAAUAUAUCCUAAAUAUUCCUGUGAUAUCUCAGAUUCUCAAACCACCCGAGAGAGGGAGGAAAGCGGGUCUCUAAACAUUCAAAAAACGUUUUUUUUUUUUUUUUAAACAUCAAAAACUGGAAAAAUAA
This is a messenger RNA of Carassius carassius (crucian carp), 4969 nucleotides long. Its product is annotated as zinc finger protein 219-like. Bases 438 to 3764 code for a protein of 1108 amino acids. Gene Ontology annotation, molecular function: RNA polymerase II cis-regulatory region sequence-specific DNA binding; DNA-binding transcription factor activity, RNA polymerase II-specific. NCBI's taxonomy places the organism in Eukaryota, Metazoa, Chordata, Actinopteri, Cypriniformes, Cyprinidae. The record is from RefSeq and is a predicted model, not a curated record. The transcript is spliced from 4 exons. Gene Ontology annotation, biological process: regulation of DNA-templated transcription. Gene Ontology annotation, cellular component: nucleus.